Molecule: messenger RNA, 3567 nt
Organism: Stegastes partitus (bicolor damselfish)
Lineage: Eukaryota; Metazoa; Chordata; Actinopteri; Pomacentridae
Gene: dtna
Product: dystrobrevin, alpha
Exons: 24
Coding region: 190-2346 (718 amino acids)
Biological process (GO): synaptic signaling
Cellular component (GO): plasma membrane; synapse
Molecular function (GO): zinc ion binding
Source: RefSeq, a predicted model, not a curated record
CAGCCAGUGCGCUGCCCGAAAAUUUCCACAACACGAGCGGUUCGCAGGAGAGCGGCACAACGACGGCCGCUUCGUUCGCAGCGAUGCAGCCGCCGACGCCAAAGAAACCCUGAUCGCACCGCGGGACACGACGGAUUCCUGGAUGGAAAAGCGGUGAUGUUGCAUGACAUGCCUCGAAAUAAAUUCUGAAUGAUUGAGGACUGCGGGCAGAGCGGCGACAACAUGGCAGAUAGAAGGCAACUGUUUGUCGAGAUGAGGGCUCAGGAUUUGGAUUCCAUUCGACUGUCGACGUACAGAACAGCCUGCAAGCUCAGAUUUGUGCAGAAGAAAUGCAACCUGCAUCUGGUCGACAUUUGGAACGUCAUCGAGGCUUUCCGAGAGAACGGCCUCAACACCAUGGACCUCAACGCUGAGCUCUCCGUGGCGCGUCUGGAAGUGGUGCUGUCCACCGUCUUCUACCAGCUGAACAAGCGCAUGCCCACCACCCACCAGAUCAACGUGGAGCAGUCCAUCGGCCUGCUGCUCAACUUCCUGCUGGCUGCCUACGACCCGGAGGGCCACGGCAAGGUAUCUGUCUUUGUUGGGAAGUUGGCCCUGGCAACCAUCUGUGGAGGCAAAAUUCUGGAUAAAUUAAGAUAUAUUUUUUCACAGAUAUCCGAUUCCGCCGGGAUAAUGGUGUACUCGCAGUUUGACCAGUUUCUGAGGGAGGUUCUCAAGCUACCCAUGGCGGUUUUCGAGGGGCCUUCGUUUGGUUACACCGAACAGGCCGUGAGAACGUGCUUCACGCAGCAGAAAAAGGUCUCCCUCAACACAUUCCUCGAUACGUUGAUGUCAGACCCGCCCCCUCAGUGUCUGGUGUGGUUACCGCUCAUGCAUCGGCUCGCCAACGUGGAGAACGUCUUUCACCCGGUCGAGUGCUCCUACUGCCAUACUGAGAGUAUGAUGGGCUUCCGCUACCGCUGCCAGCAAUGUCAUAAUUACCAGCUCUGUCAGGACUGCUUCUGGAGGGGGCAUGCCAGCGGUUCCCAUAGCAACCAGCACCAAAUGAAGGAGUAUACGUCAUGGAAAUCUCCCGCUAAGAAGUUGUCCCACGCCCUCAGCAAGUCGCUGAGCUGCGCGUCCAGCAGAGAGCCUCCUUACCCCACGUUUUCCGAAAUGCCAGAGAAACCUCUCAACCUAGCUCACAUUGUAGACACGUGGCCACCAAGACCAGUGAAUCUCACCAAUGACUACUCACUCUCCCACUCCAUGCCUACAUCAGGGAACCCUUACUCCACCAAAAACAAGAAUAAUGAUGUUGAGCACAGAAAGCCCCUGACUGGGGCUGCUCCACAUCUGUUGAAAGGGAGAGGGUUGAACUACAACCUCGAUGUUGCCGAUAGACUUGCCGACGAACAUGUUCUCAUUGGCCUCUAUGUGAAUAUGCUCCAAAACAAGCCCAGAACAUGUUUGCUGGAGAGCAGUAACCAUCAAGAUGAAGAGCACAGUCUCAUCGCCCGCUAUGCUGCUAGACUGGCUGCUGAUGCUGCGGCUCAACAGCAGAGGGUCCCCACAGACCUCCCCUGCUCUCUGGAUGCCAACAAACAGCAGAGGCAGCUCAUUGCCGAGCUCGAGAGCAAAAACAGAGAAAUCCUGCAGGAAAUCCAGCGACUGCGCCUUCAGCACGAGGAGGCCUCCCAGCCGCCUCCUGACAGAGGUCAGCAGAACCCCACCCUGCUCGCCGAGCUUCGACUUCUCAGGCAACGCAAAGAUGAGCUUGAACAAAGAAUGUCUACUCUGCAGGAGAGUCGCAGGGAACUCAUGGUGCAGCUGGAGCAGCUAAUGAUGCUUCUCAAGCUGGAGGAGGAACGGAAACAAGCUACUCAGGGUCCCGGCUCUCCGCGCUCUUCUCCCAGCCACACCAUCAGCCGGCCCAUCCCCACGCCCAUCCACUCGGACUCCGCCGGCACCACCCCGACUCACACACCUCAGGACUCACUCAUGGGCGUGGGAGGGGACGUUCAGGAGGCCUUCGCUCAGGGUCCAAGGAGAAAUUUGAGGAACGACCUGCUUAUUGCUGCUGACUCCAUCACCAACACCAUGUCAUCGCUGGUCAAGGAGCUCAAUUCAGAGGGUGGAAGUGAGACUGAGAGCACUGUGGAUUCAGACUUUGGACGUUGUGACCUUUUGGCCUCGACCUCUUCAGACACUUUCUUUACUUAUAAACCAAGGCCUGCCAGCGCCGCAGAGGAGGAGCGCUUCGAGAACGACCUGGAGCAGCAGCUGGAGGACGAGCUCAAGCUGGAGGAGCUGAUGAAGCACAGGCAGGACGCGGACAAGACGUGCAUGGUGACGCUGCAGCAGUGACUGUGUCAGUCCAGGUGACUGGUGAGCAAUAUGAAAAGCAACAAUAGCAGAAGACACUGGACGAGACAACACUGGGCCGACGGUACAGAGCACUGAAGACAUGGGGAAUUUAAGUUUGGCUUAAUCCAACCAUAGAAUACAUUUAUGUAAAGAUCUAUUUUUUAACCAAGCACAUAUUUAAGGUAAUACUGUGAGCUGAUGUAAAGAGAUUAAUUACUGAGCUGUCUAUGAUACCACAGGUGCCAUAAAAACAAAACAAACACGUGAUUUUUGGGAAUUAUUUCUUGAUUUUUAUCCUUUUUAUAUGAGUUGUCUAUCAAACUACUCUGGUUAGUACAAACCUGAUUCUUUCUCAUGUUUCUGAACUCAAUGAACCGGUUUUCAAUGUUUGUUGUCAUUUGAUUUUACGAUGAGGAUAAACCUGAGCUUAUGUUUGGAUCUGAAGUUAUAAAUGUUAAUAUUUGAAAUCUUUUGUAAUUGUGCGACUCUGGCCGGGUUACCAUGAACAGAUUUUACCACUAUUCCAAUGAUUUGUUGCUGUUGAGUUGCUUUUGUAUUGUUUUUUGUUUUGUUUUUUUGAGCAGGCCAAUCAGACACAUUAGUUUUAUUUGACAUAUUAGUAAUAAUGACGCGCACUGCCUUAGCUGAUUGGAUGACCUCUCACUGGAGCUCAUUCAACCUGUCGAUGCAGCAUGUAGCUUACAACAAAACACACCUGCAGCGAUGCCGGAUGUCUUCUCUGGUCCGAUUUAAACCGACGCUCGGAGCAGACGUGGUUUGCAAAUAUGUACGCUGUCUACAUAUAAAUGGUCAAUUAGGUAGAAGAUGUGAUCUUCUAAUGUCUGAAGGUGUUUCAACAGAAGCGACGGAGACAUCCAUUGCGCUUAAACUCAAAGGUUUACACUGGCAAGGGCAUUGAACAAACUGUGUUUACUACCAGUGGUUUGUGAAUUAAGGCUCGAUCGUGGAUCAUCUGCCGUCGUUUCAUUCGUUUAGCGCCAAUCCUCUCACACGAGCCUCCGUGUGACUUGCACACCAACAUACACACUCAAGUGUGCACAAAAACUUUACCCAGUCACUUUCGGGGUAAAAAAAAAAAAGUGGCAAGCCAAUCUAAAAUCGUAAAUGUGUGAAAUAUAUCUAGUUUGAUUUUUGAGCAAGUUCAUAGCAGUGAUUUUGCAUGGUGGUGAUGCAUAAUAAAGUGUUGACACAAUAUCACAA